CUUUUAUUUUAUUUUUUUAGCUUUUCUCUUUCUGUGUGUUUUCAUUAAAAAGAAAAUUAAAGAAGACAAGGAAGAACUUAUUUUAUUCUUAUUAAAAACCCCCUCCCUCUUUUUUUCCCUAUCAUAAAGAUUAUGAACAUAAAUGAACAAAGCGAGCAGAAAGAAGACCUCCACCAUCCACCAUCAGAAACACUCUCAUCCCAAAUGAAUAUUGGCAGUGAACUGACAGCUAUUCUCUCUUCGACCUUUCAAUAUGUUGGCAUGGAGUUUAUCGAUAUGCUUUUAAAGGAAAUUACAAUACAAACAAAGGUACACUCGACCCUUUUGUUGCAGUUAUUAUCUCUCGAAGAAUAUAGAGAAUUAUGCAGCAUAUACAAAUCAGACGAGCAGAAGAAACUGAAUAUUAUCUCAUGCUCACAAAGUUCUUCCAGCUCUCCUGAAAUUAGAUACCCUUCUUGCGGUAACAGCGACAAUACCUCGUCUCCUCAACAUCCAACUUCCUCUGUUGCCAUGGAUUCAACACCCGAUCAACUCCAAGAUCAAUUUUUAUUGAUCAGGUCUUGCUUUUCAAAUCAAGCGAGCAUGAAAUCCAGCUUGACAAACACAAUUAUUCCUCUGUUGUACCUAAACUCAGCUUCGCCUUAUAUCAAAACACUAUUGAAUGACCAUGUAAUUUCCCUCUUGAACCAACAUACAGACACUGAACAGCAAGAAGUCGAAAGAGGUAUUUACCCUUCUUAUCAGCAUUUUGUUGGGUUAAAGCUUGAUUCAAAUCGAGAUAAAAACGAUACUAUCAAAGGCAUCUUGUGUGUUACAGAUAGUGUUGUGAUUGAAUCUUCGAGAAUGAACACAAUCACAACGAUACUGAAUUUUAUGCAGACAAGGUGUAUCAAUGAGCUAAGCCAAUUGAGAAAGCAAGAACAGUUGAUUAGUGCUAGAGAUUUGGCUCUUCUCGAUGCUGAAAAUAAGCUCAAGUUCUUGGCUGAUAUGAGCCAUGAAAUCAGAACACCUAUGAAUGCUGUCAUUGCACUUACGGAUCUUUUAUUACAAGAACGAUCUACUUUAAAUAUUGAACAAAUUGAACACUUGGAAGUGAUUCAAACCAGUGGUAGCCAUUUGCUAACAAUCAUCAACGAUAUCCUCGACAUUUCAAAAUUAAAUCAUGAUCCUAAAUUUAAACUUGAAAGCAGACGAUUUAGCUUGAGAAAAUGCUUAAAAGAUACCUUGAAUAUGGCUAGACAUCAAGCAUCCAUGAGUCAGCAAAACAAAGUAGUUUAUGUACUUGAAUGUCCUCCGGAUAAAGACGAUAAUGUACCCCUUCCUCAACUUAUAUCUCAAUUGGAAAACAGUGGUGUCUUGUUGAGACCUCUGCUUCACAAGAAGGGUAAAACUGUCCUGCCUGUGAUUUGGAAAAUUGACCCCGAUGUACCUGACCAUCUUUUUGGGGAUACCAUGCGUUUGACACAAAUUAUGCUUAACCUGUGCUCAAAUGCAGUCAAGUUUACAAAACAAGGUGGUAUUCACAUCCGUAUCAAACGCUCAACACCAACUCCUUUACGCACACCUUCUGCUAGACUAUCAGAUAAGCGCAUGACGUUCAAAGAACGCUAUGAUGCAAAAAUUGAGACUAUUUGGAACCAAGCAAUGCAAGACAAAAGAGACCGUAGUAAUAGCUAUAAUCCUUUACCAAGUACAGAAGAAGAGGUGAUGCCGAAUGAUUAUUUUGGAGAAAAGUCAAUAUUGGAAAUCUCUGUUACAGACACAGGCAUUGGCAUUCCUGCAGAUCGUUUACCAAAACUAUUCAAGUCUUUCUCUCAAAUAGAUAUCUCUACAGCAAGAAGAUAUGGUGGCACAGGUCUAGGCCUUGCCAUUUCAAGCACACUCGUCAAUCGAAUGGGUGGUUGUGUCUGGGUUGAAUCAGAAGAAGGUGUGGGUUCAAGAUUUGCUUUGACUUUACCCAUGACAGUAGCUCCUCGGGGUAGGAAUCAUAGCAGUGAUAGUACACCACUUGGGUUUGCUGGAUCACCUUCUUCUCCUGGCUCUACUGUUUCUGACAGUAGUAGCAGUGUUCAUUCAGCUUUGGGAAAUGCUACUUCCAAUUCUGGAGGUACUAAUGACAUCAUAUCACCCUUAUCAUCUGCUUAUUUUACCUUCUCUACACCCACAAUUACAAGUGCAGGUAGUACAGCGAGUGGUAGUGGCUCAGGCUACUUUCCUGUUACAACGGCUCAACUUGCUUCACAACAACAACAACAACAACAACAGCACCAACAACGUCCUUUACUCUCUCGAUCUACACAACAACAAUACUUUGCUACUGAACCAUUCAAUCAACAACGUUCAGAACCCAUCUCAAUUCCUCAAAUCAUUGAAAACAGUACAAAUGAACAAUCAUUUUCACCUAUGGCUGAAGAUGGACAUCCUCUUAAUCCCAAUGUGAACAUGACAACUAAUUCAGGCAUGGAGUCUGAUACUUCUAAACGAAUCAAUGUCUCUGGAGGCAGUAAUGUUGCUAGUAAUAGUGGUGGGAAUAAUGCCAGAAAGAGUUAUAAUGACUUGUUAUCACCAGCUACUCGGAACAAUCGUGUGUCUAUAUCCAAGCAGCAUUAUCACAACAGAAAGCCCCAAACAAAAGAAGAAAACCUUGCUAAAGCACAUCCUUUACGUAUCUUGCUUGCAGAGGAUAAUAUUUUGAAUCAAAAGAUUGCUAUUAGUAUCUUGAAACGACUAGGCUAUAUUGAUGUGGCUAUUGCUAACAAUGGAAGCGAAGUAUUGACUCUCAUGAAAUCCUCUGUCUUUGAUGUUAUAUUUAUGGACUUGUAUAUGCCAGAAAUGGAUGGUCUUGAAGUGACUCGAGAAAUCAUUAAAGAAAGAACUCGACAAAAGCAAUUAGUCAACCAAACGACCGAAAACACAACGCCAUCUUCCUCAUCAGACUCUGAAAGCUUGUUGAAUAGCAUAGACGUUUAUAUCAUUGCAUUGACAGCAUCAGCAUCCCGUGAAGAUCGACAAAUUUGCAUUGAUGCAGGCAUGAAUGACUUUAUCAGUAAACCCUUUACCAUGACAGAAAUGAAAUCAGCACUCAAAACGUGUGCCAACAAAAGAAAGAAACGAAGAAAAUUGACCCAGAAGCAAAUGGAUAUUGAAGAUGAUACGCCAGCUACUUCUUCUAUUAUUGAGGAUAUUGAUGGACCGGCUAUUACUUCAGACAUAGCUCAUCACUCUACAGAUGAUCCCAUGAUGGAUGUUCAGACAGCAACAACACAUACACUAUAAGUCUCUAUUUUUUAUUUUUUUUAUUUUUUAUUUUUUUUGCAUACCCAAUCCUCACUUUUUAUUUAUAUGUACAUUCAUAUCUCUUUGUGUAUAUGCAUUAUCGUUUGUAUCAUCUUUCAUUUGUUUUGUUGGUUUGUCUGAUUGGCCUAUUUUUUUGUUCUUUUUUUGUUCUCUUUACCUUAAUAAUAUUCCCCCUUGUGUAAGACAGGAGAUCUUAUUGUUCCUCUCUUUUUUUUUUUGACAGUAUGAACAUUGGCGGCAAUUAAAAAUGUAAAGAAAAUAGUCAAGUAUUAUUCUCCUUCUUUUCCCUUU
Messenger RNA from Gilbertella persicaria, 3588 nucleotides. RefSeq lists its product as uncharacterized. The record is from RefSeq and is a predicted model, not a curated record. Gene Ontology annotation, biological process: phosphorelay signal transduction system; phosphorylation. NCBI's taxonomy places the organism in Eukaryota, Fungi, Mucoromycota, Mucoromycetes, Mucorales, Choanephoraceae. The transcript has 7 exons. Bases 133 to 3276 code for a protein of 1047 amino acids. Gene Ontology annotation, molecular function: phosphorelay sensor kinase activity.